Molecule: messenger RNA, 3458 nt
Organism: Cornus florida
Lineage: Eukaryota; Viridiplantae; Streptophyta; Magnoliopsida; Cornales; Cornaceae
Exons: 14
Coding region: 1-3063 (1020 amino acids)
Molecular function (GO): glycosyltransferase activity
Source: RefSeq, a predicted model, not a curated record
AUGGAUCGUCUUCCACUUCGAGCAGCAAACAGGAAUGAGAGACAGUCACGGGGUCAAAGAAUCCGAGCGAGAUUCGCAAAAUGUCCAAUUAUUUCUAGACUAUCCGUUUUUCUAGCUCUUUUUCAUUUGUUCGUUGCAGCUGCUCUAUAUAUGUACUUGCAGGGGAUGGAAAGACCUAGCGAUGUAUUGGCAGACAGAGGCAUGGUUUCUGGGGAUGGUGGGUUUGAUUUUGGGAAGGAUAUAAACUCUGAGCUUUCCAAGCGUUUGGCUAAAUUUCCGAAAGAGAAUGAUAAUGUAUCUUCUGCUUCGGGGAAAGGAGUGAGAUAUGGGUAUAUGAAACCCAGGCUGGCUUUGGUGUUUGCGCAUUUACUGGUUGAUCCACUGCAGAUACUGAUGGUUAGUGUUGUAGUUGCAUUGCGGGAGAUUGGUUACAAAGUUGUGGUUUACUCACUUGAAGAUGGUCCUGUGCAUGCUGUUUGGAGAAACAUUGGAGUUCCAGUCAAAAUCAUGGAAACUGGUGGGAAGAUGGAGAUCAUUGUAGAUUGGCAAAACUAUGAUGGUAUACUCGUAAACUCUCUGGAAGCCAGUGGAAUUUUUCCUUGCCUCAUGCAGGAGCCUUUCAAGUCUGUACCUCUUAUUUGGACCAUCCAUGAAAGUGCACUUGCUACUCGUUUGACACAAUACAUAUCAGCUGGCCAGGUUGAGCUUGUAAACAAUUGGAAAAAAUUCUUCCGCCGUGCUACUGUUGUUGUCUUCCCAAAUUAUGCCCUGCCGAUGCUUUAUGCUGCCUGUGAUUCUGGAAACUACUUUGUUAUUCCGGGUUCUCCAGAUGAAGCAUGGGAAGCAGAUAAAUACAUGCUUUUAUACCAAAACAAUCUACGUAGGGAGAUGGAUUAUGGACUAGAUGACUUCGUUAUUGCAAUUGUGGGAAGUCAAUUUUUGUACACAGGUCUGUGGCUGGAGCAUGCCUUUAUUUUACAGGCUUUAUUACCACUCCUUGCGGACUUCUCUUCUGUUAACAAUUAUAGUUCUCAUCUCAAAAUCGUUAUCUUAACUGGGGAUUCUACUGGUAAUUACAGUAUGGCUGUGGAGGCCAUUGCUAUGAACUUAAGUUACCCCGCGGGCAUUGUGAAGCAUGUUUCUGUCGUUGAUCAAGAUGCAGACGGUGUUCUACAUAUGGCCAAUCUUGUGAUACAUGGAUCUUUCCUCAACGAGUUAUCUUUUCCUCACAUAUUGGCAAAAGCCAUGUGUUUUGGGAAACCAAUCAUAGCCCCAGAACUCACGAGUAUCAGGAAAUAUGUUGUUGACAAGGUGAAUGGCUAUCUUUUCCCAAGGGAGAAUAUCAGGGCUCUAACAGAUCUUGUAUUGCAAGUGGUAUCAAAGGGAAGAUUAUCACCUCUAGCUCGCAAAGUUGCAUUGCUUGGAAAAUAUUCUUCUAAAAACUUAAUGGUUCAAGAAACUGUCGAAGGUUAUGCUUCACUAUUAGAAAAUGUUCUCAAGUUCCCAUCUGAAGUUGCUACUCCCAAGGAUGUUAGCGAAAUCCCUCACAAGUUGAAAGAGGAAUGGCAGUGGCAUCUAUUCAAAAAAAUGGCAGGUUCAACAUAUCCAAAUAGAUCUUUGAGAAAUUACAGGUUUUUAGACAAGGUUGAAAGACAGUGGAAUUAUACUCAAACAGAAGGUUCUGGUUCUGGGAGUGUUCUAGACGAAACCUUCUCAUAUACUAUUUGGGAGGAAGAAGAAUAUAUUGAGACAGAUGACACUAGGAAGAGAAGAGAAGAAGAAGAGUUGAAGGACAGAACUUAUCAAGCUCGGGGAACAUUGGAAGAAGCAAAUCGAAUCACUAAAAAGGCUGAUCGGAAGAGUGAUUUGCAUGAAAGGGAUGACGGGGAGCUUGAAAGGACAGGUCAACCAUUAUGCAUCUAUGAACCUUACUUUGGGGAAGGAACCUGGCCUUUUUUGCACCAGACUUCACUCUAUCGUGGACUUGGACUGUCCACUAAAGGUAGAAGACCAGGGGCAGAUGAUAUUGAUGCACGAUCCCGCCUUCCGCUUCUGAACAGUGCUUAUUACCGUGAUGUCCUGGGUGAAUAUGGAGCCUUUUUUGCAAUUGCCACCGGGAUUGACCGCAUACACAAAAAUGCUUGGAUUGGGUUCCAGUCUUGGAGAGCAACAGCAAUUAAGAGAUCUUUGUCUAAGACUGCUGAAAAUGCACUGCUAGAGGCUAUCCAAGCAAGAAAGCACGGUGACACUCUCUACUUUUGGGCUCGCAUGGACGUGGAUCCAAGAAACCCGUUGCAACAGGAUUUUUGGUCAUUCUGUGAUGCAAUUAAUGCUGGAAAUUGCAGGUUUGCUUUUUCUGAGGCUCUUAAGCAGAUGUAUGGCAUAAAGCAUGAACAGAAUUAUCUCCCUCCUAUGCCAGUAAAUGGAGACACUUGGGCUGUCAUGCACAGCUGGGCUUUGCCAACCCGGUCCUUCCUAGAGUUUGUAAUGUUUUCAAGAAUGUUUGUGGAUGCCCUAGACUCACAAAUCUAUGAUGAGCACCAUGAAAGUGGGCACUGUUACCUAAGUUUAUCAAAGGAUAAGCAUUGCUACUCUCGGGUGCUUGAGCUACUUGUUAACGUCUGGGCAUUCCAUAGCGCAAGGCGGAUGGUGUAUGUCAACCCAGACACAGGAGUGAUGCAAGAACACCAUAAGUUGAAGAGUCGUAGAGGUCAAAUGUGGCUCAAAUGGUUCUCAUAUAGCACCCUUAAGAGCAUGGAUGAGGACCUGGCUGAGGAAUCGGAUUCUGACAACUCUAGGGAACGGUGGUUGUGGCCGUUGACUGGUGAAGUCUUCUGGCAAGGAGUCUAUGAGAGGGAAAAGAUUCAAAGAAACCAAGAGAAAGAGAAGAGGAAGCAGCGGAGUAAGGAGAAAAUCGCAAGAAUGAAGAAAAAGUCUCGCCGCCAAAAACCGAUUGGCAAGUAUGUGAAGCCUCCACCAGAAGGGGUGGAAAAUUCAGAGUCUCCACCAGAAGAUGUGGAAAAUUCAGAGUCUCCACCAGAAGAGGUGGAAAAUUCGGAGUAAAUUCAGAGUCAACAGUGGUUGCAGCAACGCUUUCGAGGUAGCAGUAGCAUUGUUCUUAUAGGUGUUGUUCAUCCUUGAAAGCAGUCUAAUUCGUUAAUUCAAUUCUUUUAGAUACCUACCAUUCCAUUCAUUCUUUCUUUUUUUCAUUCUUUUGUCAGAAAGGAUGCCUAGGUCUAUAUUCUGUACAUGAGGGUGUUGUAUAUAGUAACAACUGCAUCCUUCUGAUAUCAUGCUGAAGAAUGCCUCAAGUGUAUAGUAGUUCUGUUUUGUGUCUUUUUCACUCUUCUUUUCUCUGCCACUUCUGUAAAAACAUUUGGAAAGGAAAGAGGAAGAUAAUGUUGUAGUUUGAUAACACUCAGGCUGAGUAACAAAUUGGCUUCAGCAAUAUUAUUUGG